Messenger RNA from Didymosphaeria variabile, 933 nucleotides. RefSeq lists its product as uncharacterized. Lineage: Eukaryota; Fungi; Ascomycota; Dothideomycetes; Pleosporales; Didymosphaeriaceae. The transcript has 2 exons. The coding region runs from base 1 to 933 and encodes 310 amino acids. Gene Ontology annotation, cellular component: mitochondrion. The record is from RefSeq and is a predicted model, not a curated record.
AUGCGCUCACUAUAUCGGAGCCUACAGCCCGUUUGUAAGCCUCUGUUGCAUCCGAAGCACACGGCCCGGAUAGCCCCCACGCCAUUGCCGUCAUGGACGCGAUCGUUUCACGCGUCUGCCAACUGCAGAGCUGUCGACCUGGUGUACAGCCUUCACGAUGAACAAGGCAAAGCGAAGGGCGCACCGAUACUGAUUCUCCAUGGGCUGUUCGGAAGCAAGAAGAACAAUCGUAGCGUGAGCAAUGCCUUGGCCCGCAAACUUUCUCGUCCCGUUUACGCAAUCGACCUCCGCAACCACGGCGAGUCGCCCCACGAUAAGACACACAAUUACACUGCCCUUGCCGAAGAUGUUGAAGCUUUCCUUGAAAAGCACAAUCUCAAAGAUGCGACUCUCAUCGGGCACUCGAUGGGUGCUAAAACUGUCAUGGCCGUCGCCCUCCGCAACCCCUCGUCCUGCGCCAACGUCAUUCCCGUAGACAACGCGCCAGUCGACGCGGCCCUCGCGUCCGACUUCCCUAAAUAUGUAGAAGGCAUGCGGAAGGUUGAAGCCGCAGAGCCUAUGAGCCAGAAACAGGCGGAUGAAAUCCUGCAGCCGUAUGCGAAAGAGCUACCUGUGCGACAAUUCCUGUUGACGAACCUGGUGCGGGAGCCAGGUCAGCCGCUACGGUGGAGGAUACCGGUAAAGACGUUGGCAAAUGCGCUGGACGAUAUGGCAGACUUUCCAUUCGACAAUCCGGAAGAGGCGCGCUUCAAUAAGAGAGCCUUAUUUAUCCGGGGGACGAAGAGCCACUACGUGAGCGACGAGACAUUACCGAUUAUCGGGCGGUUCUUCCCAAGAUUCGAGUUGGUCGAUGUCGACUGCGGCCAUUGGGUUAUCAGCGAGAAGCCUGAGGAGUUUAUCAAGGCUGUCACGAAUUUCUUGCAAGAGGAGUAG